CCCGCGACGUUUCCCGCCAAAUCUGCGAUGGCGCCUGUGGGUAACGAGGGCGAUUCCCUCGCCAGCUCCAGGAGUCGCCGCGACAAGAAGGACACGGCGGGUCGCAGCGCCGCUUUGGAGAAACUCCGCAAGGCGAAGGCCGGGGAGAAGGUCUCCUACGAGGUGGAGGACGUGACGCGUGUGUACGACGAGGUGACAGAGGAGGAGUACUCGAACCGCGUGCGGGAUCGCCAGGACGACGAUUGGAUCGUGGACGAUGACGGCAUCGGCUACGUCGAGGAUGGACGUGAGGUUUUUGACGAUGAGCUGACCGAGGAUGUCCUGGAGAGUCGCAACAAGGACCGCAAGGGAGCUGGCUCCUCCCGCAAGACGGCCGGUGGGGAGGCGAAGAAGCCGGUCACCAAGUCGAGCAACAUCAAGAGCAUGUUCAUGGCGAGCAGCGGCAAGAAGACGUUGGAGGUGCUGUGCCUUUAUACACGAGCUCAGGCGGAGGCUGUGGCCGACUUUGACGACGCCGACUUCCUUGAGGCGAUGGACGAGGAGGGCCCAGCGGUGGACUCCGCCGUGGAGGUGAAGGUCAAGAAGGAAGAGUCGUCCACCAGCAGCAGCUUGAGCUGGGACGACGAGGGGGCGGAGGUGCUGGCCACCGAGGAGGUGGCGGCGGUGACGCUGGAGGAAGGAUCACUGCCUCUGCACCGCACGGACGGUGGCGCCGACGUGUUGCGCUUCUACUGGAUCGACGCUCACGAGGACCCCUUCGCCCAGCCCGGUGUGGUUUACCUGUUCGGCAAAGUGCUGCUGGAGGACACUCGGUCGUACGUCAGCUGCUGCGUCACCAUUCAGAACAUCGAGCGCUGCCUGUACCUGCUCCCUCGCGACAAGCGCGUGGACGUGAAGACGGGUCUUGCCGUUGAUGACGCGCCCAUCUCCAUGAAGGACGUGUACGAGGAGUUCAACUCGCUCGCCGACAAGUUCCGCAUCAUGAAGUUCAAGAUCAGGAAAGUGGAGAAGUGCUAUGCCUUUGAAAACAAGGACGUCCCCGUUCAGUCCGAGUACCUGGAGGUCAAGUAUCUGGCGCAGUACCCGGCGGUGCCGGCCGACCUGUGUGGGCAGACGUUCUCCCGCGUGUUCGGCUCCAGCACCUCGAGCCUGGAGCGCCUGCUGGUGACGCGCGGAGUUCACGGGCCCUGCUGGCUGCACGUAGCCUCCCCACAGCUGAUCGCUCGUCCCGUGAGCUGGUGCCGAGUCGAGUGCCUGUGCUCGCGCCCGGACCUCCUCAGCGCCGUCAAGGACAUCCCUCCGCCUCCGCUGGUGGUCAUGGCUCUCUCCAUGAAGACGCUGCCCAACAACAGGACCCACCAGAACGAGGUGAUGUCAGUCGGAGUGCUGGUUCACAAGGCCUUCCCAGUCGACAAAGCUCCUCCCAGACCACCAUUCCAGUCGUACUUCUCCGCAAUUUGCAAACCCGGGGACUGCAUCUUUCCCUUCAACCUCCAGGACGUACUCAAGAAACAGUCGAUGAAGAUGGAGGUCUUCCCAACGGAGCGAACGCUUCUCGGCUUCCUGCUGGCGAAGAUCCACGUGACGGACCCGGACGUCCUCGUGGGCCACGACAUCAUCGGCUUCGACCUGGAGGUGCUGCUGCAGAGGAUCGCGGCGUUGAAGGUGCCGCACUGGAGCAAGCUGAGCCGCCUGCGUCGCUCAGCGAUGCCUCGCCUCGGGGGCCGGCGCGUGGUGGAGCGCCUGGCGACUUGCGGGCGCGUGGUGUGCGACGUGAAGACGUCGGCCCGUGAGCUCGUGCGCUGCAGGAGCUACGACCUCGACGAGUUGGUCGCCUCGCUGCUCAGGACCAAGCGGGAGACGUUCUCCGCAGAAAGCGUCGCGGCCGCCUACGCCAACUCGCAGCGCCUGCUGGACAUGGCGUCGCACACCCUCACCGACGCUCGGCACGCGCUCAGCAUCAUGAGCGAGCUCAACGCCCUGCCGCUGGCUCACCAGAUCACCUGCAUCGCCGGCAAUUUGCUGUCUCGCACGCUGCUGGGCGGGCGUUCGGAGCGGAAUGAGUUCCUGCUGCUCCACGCGUUCCACCAACGCAACUUCAUCUGCCCCGACAAGACGUACAGCCGCAGGAACAGCGCGGCCGCCGAGGACGAAGAUGAAGAUGGCGAGCGGGGGAGGGGGAAGCGCAAGGCGGCCUACGCUGGAGGCCUCGUCCUGGAGCCCAAAGUCGGAUUUUACGACAAAUUCAUUCUCCUGCUGGAUUUCAACAGCCUGUACCCGUCCAUCAUCCAGGAGUACAACAUCUGCUUCACCACCGUGUGUCAACACACACCGCCCGGGCAGGGUGCCGACUGGAUACCGGAUUUGCCCGACUCGGGCCUGGAGCUGGGCGUGUUGCCCACGGAGAUCCGCAAACUGGUGGAGCGACGCAAGCAGGUCAAGGGUCUCAUGAAGCAAGCUGACCUCAACCCUGACCUCUACACGCAGUACGACAUCCGUCAGAAGGCGUUGAAGCUGACUGCCAACAGCAUGUACGGCUGCCUGGGAUUCUCGCUGUCGCGCUUCUACGCCAAGCCGCUGGCCGCACUAGUCACCCUCAAGGGACGCGAGAUCCUGCUGCACACGAAGGAGCUGGUGCAGAAGAUGAACCUGGAGGUGAUCUACGGAGACACGGACUCCAUCAUGAUCAACACCAACAGCCGGGACUUGGACGAGGUCUACCGGCUGGGGUCAAAGGUGAAGGCGGAGGUGAACCGCUCGUACCGCCUGCUGGAGAUCGACGUUGACGGCGUCUACCGCUCCAUGCUGCUGCUCAAGAAGAAGAAGUACGCGGCGCUGAGCGUCGAGCGGCAGCCCGACGGCUCCUACACCACGCGGCAGGAGCUCAAGGGCCUGGACAUCGUGCGGCGCGACUGGUGCGGCCUUGCCAAGGCCUGCGGCAACUACGUGAUCGGACAGAUCCUGUCCGACCAGCCGCACGGAGACAUCUUGGACAAGAUCCAGAGCCACCUGGAGGAGACGGGGCGCAGCGUGGCUGACGGCACGGUGGACGUCCAACAGUACCACAUACACAAGGCAUUGACCAAGGACCCCCAGGACUACCCAGACAAACGCUCCUUGCCCCACGUGCACGUGGCCCUCUGGGUCAACUCCCAGGCGGGCAAGCGGCUGAGGGCGGGCGACACGGUCACCUACGUCGUGUGCCAGGACGGUUCUGGCCUGGCGGCGAGCCAGCGAGCCUACGCUCCUGAGCAGCUGCAGCGCCAGGAGGGGCUCCGGCUGGACACGGAGUAUUACCUCGCCAGCCAGGUGCUGCCCGUCGUCUCGAGGCUCUGCGAGCCCAUGGAGGGAGUGGACACGCAGAUCAUCGCCCAGUGGCUCGGCCUGGACCCGUCCCAGUUCCGAGCGUCGUCGCUGUCCGCCGUGACGUCGUCGUCGCGCGACGAGGACGAGGCCUUGCUGGGCGGCGUGGCGCUGAGCUACGAGGAGCGCUUCGCGCGCUGCGAGCGGCCCGCCGUGACGUGCGCCGCCUGCGGAGCCGCGGGCACCAUCGACGGGCCCUUCCGCGGAUCGGGUGUCCACAUCCAGCCGAGUCUGCUGUGCUGCACCAGCUGCGAGGCUUCGCUGCUGGCGAACCUGCCGGCGCUGAGCAACCGCCUGCAGCUCGAUGUGCGGCGCCACGUCAGCCGCUACCACGCGGGCUGGCUGGUGUGCGAGGACAUGGCGUGUCGCCACCGCACGCGGCGCCUGCCGCUCACCUUCACCCAGCAGGGGCCGCUGUGUCCCACGUGCCACAGAGGGGUGCUCAGGGCGGAGUACACAGAGAAGAUGCUGUACACCCAACUGUGCUUCUACCAACACCUGUUUGACUUGGACUGCAAAUCUCUCACCGAGGUUGAAAAGAUCUUACACACGUAG
Messenger RNA from Lethenteron reissneri (Far Eastern brook lamprey), 3918 nucleotides. It is a transcript of the gene POLA1, whose product is annotated as DNA polymerase alpha 1, catalytic subunit. Lineage: Eukaryota; Metazoa; Chordata; Hyperoartia; Petromyzontiformes; Petromyzontidae. The record is from RefSeq and is a predicted model, not a curated record. Gene Ontology annotation, molecular function: DNA-directed DNA polymerase activity; chromatin binding; DNA replication origin binding. Gene Ontology annotation, cellular component: alpha DNA polymerase:primase complex. Gene Ontology annotation, biological process: lagging strand elongation; leading strand elongation; DNA replication.